Vanrija pseudolonga is the source of this 1596-nucleotide messenger RNA. RefSeq lists its product as uncharacterized. The transcript is spliced from 2 exons. The record is from RefSeq and is a predicted model, not a curated record. The coding region runs from base 1 to 1596 and encodes 531 amino acids. Lineage: Eukaryota; Fungi; Basidiomycota; Tremellomycetes; Trichosporonales; Trichosporonaceae.
AUGCUCCGCACCCAGGACAACACCCAGCGCGCAGGCUGGCAGCGCACGGGCUGGCAACCCGCCGCCGAGCCGUCGGUUCCACACCACCACCAAGUCAACACCCAGACCGGCAACCACCUCCCCACUGCCCCCCGCAACAACUCACCCGCUGCCCCCACCGCCCCCAACCAAGUCCCCUCGGUGGUCCAGUACCCCGGGUUUGACAUCAGUGAGGUGUACCAAGCCUUUGCCCGCGCCGCCACUUACCCCAUGUUCGAACAUGCAGGCCUCGCGCUCGAUGAGGACGGGUUCAUGCUGGGUGGUGGCGGCGCUGACGAGGCGGCCGUUGACGGCGGAGGCAUCCCGCCCCAAGAGCCUGCCGAGCAUGACGCCCUCCGCCUCCCCUCCCAGUCGCCAGCGUUCUCGGCCGCCCUCGCGACAGUCGGCUCGCCGGACAGCACGACCGACCUGUCCCAGUUUAGCGAGGACGGCACGGGCCUCGUCGACUCCGCAGCCGACGGUAACAACCUCGCCCCAACCCCCAGCGGCGGUAACCACGGGGCCUCAACCCCCAGCGACGGCGGCGACUCGACCGACUCGAACAAGACGCUCGUCUACUUCUCGGAUAGUGAGUACAUUGCCUCGCCGAUCGAGUCGCCCAAUUCCCAAGCGCGGUGGCACGCUGGCGCCGCUGCGUAUGUUCGAGGUGAUUUCGUUGCUGUGAAUGCCCUUCGCGCCAAUGUCGCUCGCGCUGCUGCUGUUCAAGAAGCUGCUCUUCACGCUGCUACCGUUCACGCUGCUGCCCUUCUAUGGGCUACCAUUCAGGCUGCCCAACGCGCAUUCUUCAGCACCUCCUUCCCGACCCAGGACGCCGGUGGCAUCCCUUCGCCGCCACCCGGGCAGCUCGGCGACAACGGCGGCGGCGCCGCUCCAGCACCUCCUCCCCUUGCGCACGCUCGUCCUGUUUUUCCUCGUGUCGCUGAAGUCCCCCGCCCAGACGCCCGAGUUCCCGCCCGCGAGCGCACCACACCACUACCUGGUCUCCGUCUCGACACCACCACGGUUGAGGUUGUGCUCGACACUCCCCGCCCCGUCGGCCCCGUCCACCGCGUCGCCGGAGUCUCCCGCCCCCAGCCCCUCGCUCAGCCCGCUCGUGUAGCCGUCAGGCCGUCGGUGGCAGCGUCGCUGGUCGCCCAGAUGGCCGAGCGCCACAACGCGGUGGCUGGACCCGGCCCCUCGACGAUGCAUAAUCGCCAGAGGAGGGAGUUUUCUUCCGCGCGCGGCGGUUCCCACGCUCCCCUCGUCGCUCCCGCCCCUGCCGUCGCUGCUGUCGUCCCUGCCGACAUCGACUUCGCAGCGGCGGGCCAGAUCGCCGCCACGAUGCCGGUGCCCGACUUUGAGGGCCUGCUCGCGCUCCGCCCCGAGCCCCCCGCGCCGUCGACGCGCGCGGUCAACCAGCCUGCGGUCUUUGUCGGCCUUGGUCCGGGCGGGGUCGUUACCCGUCUCGCGGAGGCGUCCGGCCAGCCGGCCCCCCAGCGCGCCCGCAUGGGCCAGGGCGACGACGCGCCCGACGGCCACGAGCGCGGCCGCACUGCGUCGCGCAGUGCCGAGGAGUAA